CAUGCAGCAGGCAGCUAGGCAGUCUUUGCCGCUGCUCUUAGUCAAUAAACAAGAGGCAAACGAUGAGGAACAUGCCAAACUUUGGAACGCGCAACAUGAGUCAACCAUUGGGCAUCAAAGUGUGUUGCUGCCGCGUCUUUACGUGCAUCAACUUUGGUUUUGUUUUCUCCCGCGGCGGACUGCUGAAGCUAAUGCAACUGGGUGUGGCGACGUUGAUCGAGGGAUUGCUAAUAGAAUUUGGUGUUCCAUAUGCAAACAACAUUGGACAGGCGUUGACCAGUUUUCUGGCCACUUCUGGACACUGUUUCACCACAACCGGCAUAUUGUUACUCUGCUAUUGUUUCUCGGAUAAAUCCUAUUCCCUCAUACGACAGUCGCUCUUUGAGACGCUCUUCAAUGCACUGGCCUGUUUCAUGUACUUCAGCUCCGCCAGCUACAUGGGAUUCGCCUGCAUUGUCUGGCUGCAUCCGCAGUUUCUGAUACGUCCCGGCUUCUGGGCGUAUCCAGCCAUGACAGCCGCCUACUACAUGGGCUUUUUUGCAGGCUUUCUGCAUGCCAUCGACGCGUUUCUGGCCUUUAAACAUUUCAGGGGAGGUCGCUAGGUCGGAUUUAAGAAAUACAUAUAUAACGGAUUCAUUUAUUCUACAGUGUAAGUAGUGGACAACAUUUUAUUAUUGAAACAAAAGAUAUUUUCGAACAAAGCACAAAUUGCAGUUGCUUUGUUUCCAGUCGAAAGUACAGUUCUCACUCGAUAAGCAGCAUUUAUGAGUACAGUACAGUAAAC
This is a messenger RNA of Drosophila albomicans, 784 nucleotides long. RefSeq names its product protein singles bar (gene sing). The record is from RefSeq and is a predicted model, not a curated record. Gene Ontology annotation, cellular component: membrane. Lineage: Eukaryota; Metazoa; Arthropoda; Insecta; Diptera; Drosophilidae. Bases 63 to 602 code for a protein of 179 amino acids. The transcript has 3 exons.